AUGAUUGAGCCAUAGAUAAGAAAAGGAUUUAUAAAGGAAUAAAAAGCAAGGUAAAGAUUUAUGGUUAUAUGAUUUAGAUUGAUUGGAGAAGGAUCAAGUCAAUAUUUAGAUGAUAUAGCCUGGAAUAUAAACCUUGAAGCUCACAGAUAGUUUUUAAGUAAUGAAUUUUGA
Paramecium sonneborni is the source of this 171-nucleotide messenger RNA. Lineage: Eukaryota; Ciliophora; Oligohymenophorea; Peniculida; Parameciidae. The record is from the annotation of a GenBank genome assembly.